GGGGAAGAGGGGAAGAGGCGAGGGUAGGGAGGAAGCCAGCGCUAGGCCCCGCCCCGGCCUGCCCUGCUAGCGAGAUAAGACCCCCUUCUGAGCUCCCGAAGCCUGUCUGCCCAGCGCAGGGAACCAGCACCAUGCCCAUGAUCCUGGGUUACUGGAAUGUCCGCGGACUAACGCAUCCCAUCCGCCUGAUGCUGGAAUACACAGACUCCAGCUAUGAGGAGAAGAGAUACAGCAUGGGGGACGCUCCCGACUAUGACAGAAGCCAGUGGCUGAAUGAGAAGUUUAAGCUGGGCCUGGACUUUCCCAAUCUGCCCUACCUCAUUGAUGGGACUCACAAGCUCACCCAGAGCAACGCCAUCCUGCGCUACAUCGCCCGCAAGCACAACCUGUGUGGGGAGACAGAAGAGGAAAGGAUCCGCGUGGACAUUCUGGAGAACCAGGUUAUGGAUACCCGCAUGCAGUUCAUCAUGCUCUGCUACAGUCCUGAUUUUGAGCAGAAGAAGCUGGAGUUCUUGGAGGGCCUCCCGGACAAGAUGAAGCUCUUCUCCCAGUUCCUGGGGAAGCUGCCUUGGUUUGCAGGGAACAAGAUCACUUUUGUGGAUUUCCUGGCUUAUGAUAUCCUGGACCAGCUCCGAAUGUUUGAUCCCAAGUGCCUGGAGGCGUUCCCUAACCUGAAAGACUUCAUGUCCCGCUUUGAGGGCUUGGAGAAGAUCUCUGGCUACAUGAAGUCCAGCCGCUUCCUUCCAAAACCUAUAUUUGCAAAGAUGGCCCAUUGGAGCAACAAGUAGGAUCCUGCGAUGCCUGGAUGACAGCAGGCUCCACCGUGCCCCUCCGCCUCUCCCCUGCAGCGCAGCUGGCUCCCACAUCCAUGCACUGCUUCUCUGAUUCCUCUCUUCUUUCUACUCCCUGCUCCUCUUUGGGGCCUCAUCAGCUCCCUUUCUCCCACCGAGUCCCUUCCCUAAUCAAGCCUCUUAAGUGUCACCUUCCCACUUUUCUUUAUGGAAGUCCCUUUCUCUCCUUGUGCCUGGUCUGAAACUAACCAGACAGUCCUUAGUUCUGAUUGGAGGAGGCUGCCUGAGUCCCUCCUCCGCCUGCCUGGCCUGUAACCUGGUGUGCAGACCUGCUCCCUGCUGUGCUGGGUGCCCCAGCUCUGUGUGACCCUCAAUAAAGCCUGGAAACCAAC
Octodon degus (degu) is the source of this 1183-nucleotide messenger RNA. RefSeq names its product glutathione S-transferase mu 2 (gene Gstm2). The transcript has 8 exons. NCBI's taxonomy places the organism in Eukaryota, Metazoa, Chordata, Mammalia, Rodentia, Octodontidae. Gene Ontology annotation, molecular function: glutathione transferase activity. Gene Ontology annotation, biological process: glutathione metabolic process. The record is from RefSeq and is a predicted model, not a curated record. Bases 132 to 788 code for a protein of 218 amino acids.